This is a messenger RNA of Armigeres subalbatus, 1770 nucleotides long. RefSeq lists its product as uncharacterized. Gene Ontology annotation, molecular function: nucleic acid binding. The transcript has a single exon. Gene Ontology annotation, biological process: DNA integration. NCBI's taxonomy places the organism in Eukaryota, Metazoa, Arthropoda, Insecta, Diptera, Culicidae. The record is from RefSeq and is a predicted model, not a curated record. Bases 1 to 1770 code for a protein of 589 amino acids.
AUGUCGGCCACAGGAUCAGCGAAAUCCUCGAAAUAUCCGAAGCACACGAAUAGAGGUGGAUCCCUGGAAAGCAAACUCCUGCCGAUGAUGCCACCAAGUGGAGUAGUCUUCCAGAAUUGUCAUCUGAAGAGAGGUGGUUCAAAGGUCCCAACUUUCUUCGGUGCGCUGAACAUCUUCUGGCCGGAACCGCACAAUCACAAAGAUUCGACCGACAAUGAAUUACGUACAUCGCUUCUGGUACACCACACUCUUCCGGAGUCAGUGCUCUGCGUCAACAACUUCUCGACAUGGGAGAGACUACGCAAGGUUGUCGCAUACGUCCACAGAUUCAUCGAUAAUUGCCUCAACAAAAGCCGAGGAACACCUACAGCAACCGGUUCAUUUGAGGCGAAGCAUCUCCUCAAAGCCGAACGUACCAUUAUUCGACUCUGCCAACAAGAAUCCUAUCCCGAUGAGAUGACGACGCUGCAAAAUCCAACUAAACGACCCGAAGCCACGAUGACCGUUCCGAAAUCUAGCCCAUUGUAUCAGCUGACACCCUGGCUAGACGAUAACGAAAUCAUGCGCAUGCGAACCCGCAUUGCUGCAUGUCACUACGCCACUGAUGAUGCCAAGAACCCAGUCAUUCUUCCGCAAAAACACCACAUCACCCGCCUGAUAGUGGCACACUACCACCGCAAAUACCAUCACCACAACCACGAAACGGUAAUAAAUGAAAUCCGCCAGAAGUAUCGCAUCCCUCACUUGCGUGUUUGCUAUAAGCAGGUGCGUAAAGAUUGCCAGCAGUGCAAAAACCAGCACGCAGUUCCAAACCCACCAUUCAUGGCGGAUCUUCCGCCCGCCCGCCUCGCAGCAUUCUCACGAGCAUUUACGCACGUCGGAAUUGACUAUUUCGGCCCAAUCGAAGUCACAGUCGGCAGAAGAGUGGAAAAGCGGUGGGUAAUGCUUGCAACGUGCCUGACUAUCCGAGCGAUCCACCUGGAAGUCGCUCACUCCCUUAGCACAAGCUCCUGCAUUAUGGCCUUUCGAAACCUUAUGGCCCGCCGUGGCAUACCACAGAAGGUCUACAGCGACCGCGGCACAAACUUUGUUGGUGCAAAUAGAGAAUUGAUGCAGAUCAACGAAGUCAUGAACGAACGCGAAUUCAUGAAGGAAUUUGGGAGUUCCGGAAUCGAGUGGGUCUUCAAUCCACCUCUCACACCACAUAUGGGUGGCAGCUGGGAGCGGUUGAUCCGCACUGUCAAAACCAACCUAGCUGUAGUGUGUUCGUCAGUAAGGCCUUCUGACGAAGUACUUCGGAAUUUGCUGACCGAAGUUGAGAACACCGUGAACUCGCGGCCCCUAUCUCACGUGCCGCUUGACGACGACUCGGCACCAGCGCUGACACCGAACCACUUUUUACUUGGUUCAUCUAAUGGAUCGAAACCGCUAUCCGAUCUCGACGACAGCGGUGCAGCUCUCAGACAGAACUGGCUAAAAUCCCAAAUCCUGGCAAACCAAUUCUGGAGGCGCUGGGUAACGAGCUACCUGCCAGAAAUUACCCGCAGGAGCAAAUGGUUUGAACACGUGCAGCCGAUCGCCGUAGGAGAUGUCGUCAUUAUUGCCGAUCCUAAACUACCCCGCAACUGUUGGCCGAAGGGGAAAGUUAUCGCCACCAAAGUAAGUAGAGAUGGACAAGUUCGGUCCGCAACGGUGAGGACAUCGAAUGGGGUAUAUGAUCGCCCAGCGACAAAAAUAGCGAUUCUAGACAUUAGGUGCGACAAAGAGUAA